This is a messenger RNA of Argentina anserina (silverweed cinquefoil), 1074 nucleotides long. RefSeq lists its product as uncharacterized. The record is from RefSeq and is a predicted model, not a curated record. Gene Ontology annotation, cellular component: SCF ubiquitin ligase complex. Lineage: Eukaryota; Viridiplantae; Streptophyta; Magnoliopsida; Rosales; Rosaceae. The coding region runs from base 1 to 1074 and encodes 357 amino acids. The transcript has a single exon. Gene Ontology annotation, biological process: SCF-dependent proteasomal ubiquitin-dependent protein catabolic process. Gene Ontology annotation, molecular function: protein binding.
AUGGUGGAGAUUUCUCAACUGCCUGACGACUUAUUAGGUGAGAUCCUGAAACGGAACGUCAAUCCCUAUGAUAGGAAUCGGGUCUCUGAAGUAUGCAAACGAUGGUUGACAGUUGAGGGACUUACCAGAAGGUCACUUUAUCUUCGCAAACUCAUUUUUCUCCGUAAGGUACUGCCACGAUUUCCGAAUCUAGUAACGUUCAAGAUAUUCAACCCUAUCUCUGAGGAAGCCGAUCUCGAAUUCAUAGCCCAAACAUGUUCCAAACUGCAGGUCAUCAAUUUACAUCGUCCCAAAAAAUACGGAUAUCAGUUGUUACCGAAGAACGGUCUGUCAGCUGACGGCGGCCUUAUGAACUUGUCCAAUGUUUCGCUAAGAGAGAGACGGAAUGGAAGAAGAAUUCGUAGAUGGCUGCAUCAGUUGGCACCUGAUUACUUGACUUAUUUGGAUUUGCGGAAGUGUUGCUAUUACAAUGACAGGCGCAUGGUCGAUGAUAGUGAGGUCGAAGAAAUUGAGGGAUUGUGCACUCGUUUGACCUAUCUGAAUUUAGGACAUUCCCAUAUUUCAGACAAGACUUUGAGAUUGUUGGCAAAUGCAAGGUUCUCAAAAACCCUCAGGACAUUGGUGCUUGCUCAUUGCUUAUAUAUAACUGAUGCUGGGGUUACGCAUUUGCAGAAUAUGCAAUCCUUGGAGGAGCUCGAUUUGCAAAGCUGCGGCGAUCAUGUCACUGAUAUUGGAGUUAAGAAAGCAAUCUCUGAAAAUCGAUCCAUCAAGAAGUUGAACUUGCGUAAUUUAAACAAUGUGUCAGACCAAAGCAUGGUUUUUGUUGCUGAGAACUGCCGUAACUUAGAGAGUCUUAAUAUAAGUGGUACUGGUGUAACUAGCGCUGGAAUUCGAGCACUUUCCGGUCACAAGUGUCUAGAGACUCUUGUUUGGUGCAUGUAUGGUGAAAUUUGUUGGUCUGAUGUCGAGCAUAUGGUGCUUGGGUGCCAGUCACUCAAGUCUAUCGUCUUGAGGAAGCAGCAUUUGAACCAAGUUCCGGCAAGCGUUAGCAGAAUUGCGACCUUCGUUGAUUAG